AUACUCAUAUGCUUUUGUGACUUUUUACAGAACCAGCGCAUUUUGAGUUCUCGUCUCGCAACAUGUCGGUGCGACGUACGUCCAGUGCGGCGCUAACAUGUUCCGCAAGAGGAGAUGCUCCUAUACAACUGCACUGGACACACAAUAUGCAGAGAUUAGAUCUUUCUACAUAUAGAGUGUCAGUAUCGGAGAAGCGAUCCGAGAACGGGGCAAGUUCAACGCUGAGCAUAACCCACGCUCAACGCCGUGACUCUGGCGUGUACCGAUGUCGCGCUGAGAACGCGUAUGGUAGAGAUGAACUGCUCAUAUACUUGGCUGUACAGGAGUUUCCGGAAUCUCCUCGCGGUCUUACUAUAUUGAAACGUGAAGGUCGUGCGACUCGUCUUUCAUGGCAUCGCGGGUACGACGGUAACGCAAGACUCCGUGCAUACCGCCUUCAGUAUCGCGUGGUGGGUGACGCACGACGCGCUGCUGACUGGACAGAUGCCCCUACUAGAGAACUGUCUCCCGAUUUACUUAUACAAAGACAAGAGAGCUCGGACCCAAACUCGGAAGUAAUUCUAGAGUAUCGAGUGGAUGGUCUUCGUCCUGCAACAGCUUAUGCGCUAAGGCUGGCUGCAGUAAAUGAUAUAGGAGAUAGCGAGUAUUCCGAAUCAGUCAUAGUCCAAACAUUAGAGGAAGCCCCAUCAGAAGCCCCUAGACACGUCGAAGUGCAAGCAGAUGCUCCUGGGGAACUGCUUAUCAAGUGGCAGCCUCCACCCCAAGAAACAUGGAACGGCGAGUUGCUUGGCUACGCGGUAUGGUGGCGGACGGAUAACGCAUCACUAGCACUAACAGUCCCUGGAUGGGCUGCAAACAACGCACGAAUUGCUGCAUUGAGAGCACACUCGCGAUAUGAACUACGGGUGCGUGCGUUUAACGCUGUAGGCGCGGGACCAGCGUGUGCACCACUUGCUACCACAACACUUGAAGAUGUUCCAGAGGCGCCACCUCAGCAUAUCCGCUGUGAACCGUUGUCGGCACAAUCGUUUCGUAUUUGGUGGGAACCGCCACCGCCACAGACCAGAGGGGGCUUGCUUCUUGGAUACGAAAUUAUGUACCAGGAGGUAGGAUCUUUGGAUAGUGUAUGGGAGCGUCGUCGCGCUGGGGGUAGCGAGGCUCAAGCCGGGGGUCUCCGAGCAGGAAACUAUUCUGUGCGAGUGAGCGCGCGCACUGCCGCUGGCACCGGACCUCCCGCACUGGCGUACUGUCAUACACUCGAUGACGUGCCCGGACCUCCAGCAGAUAUAAAAGCUGUACCAAAUUCAGAAGAUUCAGUCAUUAUAAGCUGGCUUGCUCCAGCGCAGAAGAACGGCAAAAUUAGACACUAUACAGUAUAUAAUCGACCACAGAGAACAGGCCAGCACUCCCACGUAAUGGUGCCGCAAACGGAUGAGGAACAAAUGUUGGAAAUACGAGGGCUGCAUGAACACCAGCUAUAUGACUUUUGGGUGACCGCCGCUACAUCUGCCGGAGAGGGAGAAAUGAGCGCUAUAGUUGCUAAGAAACCCAGCACUAGAGCUGGUGCUAAAAUAUGGUCAUUUCCAAGAAGAAUAGUACAAAAAGAAGGCUCUAAAGUGGUCAUUCCUUGCGGCACUGCCGGCAGUCCCACCCCCGUGCGAGUAUGGAGCCGGCGUCGACCACCGACUAUUUUAGCCGACCCUCGAAUACGAAUCGAAGCACAUCGACUUGUUAUACCUAAAAUGGAGCCUUCAAUGAGUGACAACUAUACGUGCGUGGUGCGUAACCCGUGGGGCGAGGAACGUGGACUGUGGGAAGUGCGCGUAUUAUCGCCACCCUCUGCACCCCGUCUGAGACUCACUGGUACUGCACCUGCCGCAAUUAUAGUCGCCUGGGACUCGGGGGAUGCAGAUAGCUUCGGUCUAGAAUACGCAUUAGGCGAUGGUCCGUGGCAGUCAGUGUUUGUGUGGGGUAGCGUUCGGUCAUACGCCCUCCGGCGGCUGGUGUGUGGUGGAAAGUACAGACUGAGACUCACAGCAAGAAACGCUGCUGGUGUUUCGCACCCUAGUGAAGUGCUUGCCGCCGUUGCAAGCGGAGGAGUAUCAAAACCAGCGUUAGAAAAACAUCUAAUCACGACCAACAGUAGCUGCGUUCGACUGAAUUUCCUGACCUGGGAUAGUAAUAGUUGUCCGCUCAUACACUUUAUGGUCUCCAUUCGAUCUUUUGAGGAAUCUUUAUGGAGAUCGGAGACCAUAGGACUGGAUCCUCAACCAAUAUCGCUAUGUAGUCUACAAUCAGCAAAGUGGUACCAUCUAAAGGUUAUCGCUCUCAGCACUGCGGGCUCUACAACUGCAACAUAUUAUUUUUCAACACUAACCGAGGGUGGAGAGCGUAUCCCAGCACCAGCUCAAUUCCCACCUGGUGGUGAGGAGGACGUGUCAUCGGGCAGUGGUGUAGUGCUGCUAGCUAUCGCAGCUGCUCUGUUUAUUGCCUUAUUAUUGCUUGGUGUGUUCGCCUAUAAAAGAAGUGCAACAAAACCCUGCUUUAGCAAAGGCUAUGAGCAAAGUGGUGUAUCAGAAGAAGACAAAUCGGUAGAAAAGCGCGACAAUAGAAAGAAUUGUCAGCAAGUAUAUACAUCUUCCCCAAUUAAAAGUGCCAAUAAAAAAGAGCAACAAGAAAUGUACGAGAUCAGUCCAUAUGCGACAUUCAGUAUGUCGGGUGGCAGCACGGGUGAAGCUGCUGCCGGUACUCUACGGACGUUCGGUCGCGCUGAACCUGCACCACUUAGUGCCGCACCACCCCGCAACCACACGCAUCGCUCACCAGCUCAUUCUGAUGAGUACACAUUAUCUCGUGCAAUGACAUUGAUGGUGCGACGGACAGAAUCGGACUCCGAUUCGAGUGGGUCGCCGUGUGCCGAGUGCACCUCUAGCGUUUCGUAUAGAAUGCCACUUGCACCCAAUAAAGCAACGGAAGAAGUGUUCCGACCUGUCACUGACUCUAGCGCGGAAUCUUGUGCCGGUUCUGGGCCGAGGGACAAGGGUCGGCGGCGACCGAGGCGACAUGCGCCUGCUAAUAGAUACCAACAGCGGCAGGAACAGGAGAGACGAGAUUUUACUAUACAUGUUUAAAUGACAAUAAAGACUGCUGCAAGCAACAUAAGAUAUUUAAUUGUUAACUAAGGAUUAAGAUGUAGGAAUUGUUAAGUGAAUUUGUGAAUAUUUAAGAGGUUUUGGUAUUUGACUCGAAUUACUCGCGGCCUAUAAGGAUAUUCUAGGCACGAAACAAAAUUGUGAACAAAAUUUAAAUUAUAAAUAUUUUUUUGAUAUGUAGUCUACUUUGUUAUUAAAAAAUAUAUAGAAUAGAUACAAUAGUUAGAAUAUUAAUGAAGACGGCGUAAAUUAGCACAAAAAUAAGAAUUAUAUCAAUGUGGAGUGAUAUGAAUUGUCUUGUAAUGGUUUUAAUUAAAUAUGUAUAUAAAUGUAACUCGAUUUUAAAAUUUAGACGUCAAACUACCAUUUAACGCCUUAUUACUUAUAAUUAAUAAAUUCUUCUCUAACGUCGAUGAUUUCUCAAAACUCAUGAGACAGUUUAUUUAACGAAAGAAAUUAAAUUGAAAAAUAAUCAAUCAAUAUUUACAAAAUAUUAUACUCAAUGAUGUCUAUAUUUUCAUAAGUGCACAUUUAAAGAAAACUAUGGUUUUCAGAUUAACUGAGCAAUUUAAUGUAUUGCACGAUACCCGAAUUUUAAUCACUUUACAGCAACAGUCUCCACAAGAUGAGAGUGUCUCUCAGUAAGUCUUGUUAUGUGUCAUCUACCGCCAACGAUUUCUUAAUUUUCUUGAGUACAGCUCUGAAGACACGUUGAAUGCGCUAAUUGGUUGUGUGAUCACAGACAUGUGAUUUUAUGCAUUUGAAGAAAUAAUCCCAGAUAAUUUCCAGCCUUCUUCUCAAUUGUAAUAAGGGUGUUUUUGUUUAUUUCAAUAACCGUGAGCUUUAAUCUCUGUAUAUGGCGAGGAUUCGUUUUUUUUUAACCGGAUGUAGUAACUGCGUUCUUACACACUGUUGUUUACGAUGCACACGUUUUUAAAUAUUUGAAAUUAUUUUAAUUUAUCAUU
Messenger RNA from Danaus plexippus (monarch butterfly), 4117 nucleotides. RefSeq names its product cell adhesion molecule DSCAML1-like. Gene Ontology annotation, molecular function: protein binding. The record is from RefSeq and is a predicted model, not a curated record. The transcript has 20 exons. Lineage: Eukaryota; Metazoa; Arthropoda; Insecta; Lepidoptera; Nymphalidae. The coding region runs from base 63 to 3131 and encodes 1022 amino acids.